AAAUGAUUAAGGGAAAAACAACCAAAAUGUCCUAAAACUUAACUAGCAUGAAUUAAAUCCUUAUGCACUUCAUUGCUGUAUCAUAAAGUGUAACUUCAGCUAUACCGCUCGUCUUUUUCUGUUAUUGAUUUGAUGCUUAAUAAGUAGUUUUAUUUCCUGACUUGAUUAUAAUGCAAUUCUCCUUAGACCGUGUCAGGAAAAUCUACGAGAAGUUUCCUCGACCUUCAGUGCCACAAAAUUUGGACCUCGCAGAUGAUGAUGAUGAUGAUGAUAUGCAAAAACUUUCUGAAGCCAUUGCGGCUGCCAAAACCCGAGUUGAAUGCUGUUCUUCCUUUUUAAAAGCCUCUAUCAAGUGGUCAGCAGAAUUUGGUGCACAUAGGUAUGGAUCUCCAGAGUUGCAUGAGAUGCUGGCAGAUUAUAUAUAUUCUCAAUCUACCGAAGUGGUACGUUCUCCGGAAAGCAUGACGCAUUGACUUAUUGACUCGCUU
Nicotiana tabacum (common tobacco) is the source of this 488-nucleotide messenger RNA. Lineage: Eukaryota; Viridiplantae; Streptophyta; Magnoliopsida; Solanales; Solanaceae. The record is from RefSeq and is a predicted model, not a curated record.